Drosophila virilis is the source of this 1031-nucleotide messenger RNA. Lineage: Eukaryota; Metazoa; Arthropoda; Insecta; Diptera; Drosophilidae. The record is from RefSeq and is a predicted model, not a curated record.
CAGAGCCCCUGCUGCAAACAGCUUUGACGUAGAACUAUCGCUGCAUUUUGCUCAGCCUUAAGUGAGCAGCGUACAGGCCAGCAAAUAUAAUUUAUAUGCAAAACGAAUUUGCCGGCGGCACACUGUGUUCACAGACUUUUCGAGGCGAUGUCAAACAUCGUGCAGUAUAUUGUGGUGCGAAGCGAUUUGCGCUCUACCCUGAACUGGCCACUGGGCGCGGUGAUCGCGCAAUGUUGCCAUGCAACGGCGGCGGUGAUGAGCGCCCAUGUGGAGGACGAGGAGACGCAAGCGUAUCUCAAGGAUCUGGACAAUAUGCACAAAGUGGUGCUGGAGGCCAAGGAUGAGGCGGCGCUAUUGAAGCUCAGCGAUAAGCUAAAGGAGCACGAAAUCAAGCACAAACUUUGGAUCGAACAGCCGGAGAAUAUACCGACCUGCGUGGCAAUCAAGCCCUACGUUAAAGAUGUGGUCCACAAAUAUGUGAAGCAUCUGAAACUAUUGAAGUAAACUCACAUGCUGAUCUGAUGCCAAUCUAUAGCAUAAUCCCAGCUAGCAUUUAUGUUUCAAUAAAUCAACAAAACAACUUGGCAAAUCCUGAACCAGCACACUCCGCUUCUGCUGGACGAGCAGAAAAGCCAACCAAGCACCUGUUGCGUGGAAGCUCUCAGCAAAAGCAGCCGGAAAUAACUUGACCAUAAACCCUAAUGAAAUAUCUUAGCAGUCCCAAUUUAUGGCCGGACGUUGACCAAACAGACAAAAACCUAACCCUGACCAUGCUCUUGGAAGCGUAGAUGGCUAGCGUAGAUAGGGCCCCUGCAUAGAGUAUGACGAUUUUAUAAAGAAACAUCUUCGAUCCCUCCAAUAUAAAAAACUAAGCCCAAGCCUUUUUGUACCGUAUGUAAUGCAUUAUGUGGAGAAUGCGCGAAAACGAUUGUUUGCUGCUUUUAUGCUCUUCCAUCGCUUAAAAACUCAUUUCCAAAACUCUCUGCAAUUUCACUUGACAGAGGUUUCAAACAAACCAGCCUUUCGUUAUU